AUGAACGUCACUGCUGCGCAUGCUAGGUACCCGGGCUUCAAUCAAACCACCGAGAUCCUUAAGAACGGGACCAUUCGUCGCCAUGGCGCCCGCCCCUUAACCACCGACAUCCUGUUCCAUCGAGACGUCCCCGUCAAGCUUCGCGACAAUGUUACCAUGUACACGGACAUCUACCGUCCGGUCGGCGACGAGACACUGCCCGCAAUCGUGGCUUGGAGUCCCUAUGGUAAGGAGGUGGGCGGCCAGUGGCUCGACGAUAUCACGGACCGUGAUGGAGUCCCACUUGGCGCCGUGUCCGAACUUCAGAAGUUCGGGGGUCCCGACCCGGCCUACUGGGUCCAGCAAGGCUACGCGGUGCUCAAUCCCGAUGCGAGGGGUGCGGACAGCUCCGAGGGGAACACGACCUUCUGGGGCCGUCAGCUAGCAGAGGAUGGAUACGACUUCGUCGAGUGGGCGGCCGAGCAGGACUGGUGCUCGGGCGAGAUUGGCAUGUCGGGGAACUCGUGGCUGGCCAUCUCACAGUGGUUCAUCGCCGCGCAGAAGCCGCCGCACCUGUCGGCUAUCGCCCCUUGGGAGGCUCUGACGGACAUGUACCGUGACUCCAGCAACCGCGGAGGCAUCGCCGUCGCUGCCUUCAACGAGGAGAUUAUCACCACUUUUUCGGGCCCCAAUUACAUCGAAGAUGUGCCCCGCAUGACCCUCAACAAUCAGCUAAUGAACAUCUACUGGGAGGACAAGAUGGCCCAGCUGGACAAUAUCACCCUUCCCGCGUACGUCGUUGCCAGUUACACUAAUGCUUGGCUGCGCGUUCACAACACCUCCGAGUGGUACGAUUACUAUCGAGCCCAGCACAUGGAGGACCUGAACCGCUUCUUCGAUCACUACCUCAAGGACAAGGUCAAUGGUUGGGAGUCCACCCCGCGCAUUCGCCUCGCGAUCCUCGAUCCUGGCCACGGGGAUGAGCUCAACCGCCCAGAGAGCGAGUGGCCCCUGUCGGGGAUGCAGAACACCUGCCUCUAUCUCCAUCCGAAUGGGUCACUCUCCUCCCAAUACCCUACCACUGCUUCACGGGUGACCCAGCUCAUAGGCUACAUGAACCUCCGCCUGUGGGUCCAGGGGCUGGGAUCUGACGAUAUGGAACUGGCCAUCACUGUGCAGAAAACCGAUGCGAGCGGUAAUGUCUACAACAUCAGCAGCGUUGGCGAGACCUCGAGCACCAUCUCUGCCACCGGCUACUUGCGUGUCUCCGCCCGUCAGCUGGACAAGGCCAAGUCGACCCCCGCUGAGCCUUAUUACACCUUUGACCGCGAACAGCUGCUGCUUAAUGACGAAGUUGUCCUCGUCGAGAUCGGCAUCUCGCCCAUGGCCAUGCGCUUUUAUCCUGGCGAGCACCCGCGCCUGACCGUUGCCGCCACCGAAGAAACCUUCGAUCCCGCCCUGAACACCGCCAUCAAAUAA
This is a messenger RNA of Aspergillus pseudonomiae, 1458 nucleotides long. RefSeq names its product Alpha/Beta hydrolase protein. Bases 1 to 1458 code for a protein of 485 amino acids. The record is from RefSeq and is a predicted model, not a curated record. NCBI's taxonomy places the organism in Eukaryota, Fungi, Ascomycota, Eurotiomycetes, Eurotiales, Aspergillaceae. The transcript is spliced from 3 exons. Gene Ontology annotation, molecular function: dipeptidyl-peptidase activity.